Panicum virgatum (switchgrass) is the source of this 2949-nucleotide messenger RNA. RefSeq names its product MDIS1-interacting receptor like kinase 2-like. Gene Ontology annotation, biological process: protein phosphorylation; hormone-mediated signaling pathway. Gene Ontology annotation, cellular component: plasma membrane. The transcript has 3 exons. NCBI's taxonomy places the organism in Eukaryota, Viridiplantae, Streptophyta, Magnoliopsida, Poales, Poaceae. Bases 1 to 2937 code for a protein of 978 amino acids. The record is from RefSeq and is a predicted model, not a curated record. Gene Ontology annotation, molecular function: protein kinase activity; protein binding; ATP binding.
AUGUCGACCCUCCACGCAAAUAUAUUGAAGCUGCUAUGCACACUAACGAUAAGGCCAGUAAUAAUUCUCUUGUUGCUGGCUGUCAUUCUGCACGCGGGCAGCACGGCGGAGUAUCACGGUGGCCCGCUGUCGUCGUCGUCUCUAGGGUCCCAGCAGAAAGGAGCCCUCCUCCAGUGGAAGUCGACCUUGCUGCAAAGCAGCAGGGCGCACGCACUGGACUCAUGGCAGGACGGUUCUAGCCCGUGCAGCGGCAAUUGGACGGGCAUCACCUGCAGCGUCGUUCACGUCCACCGUGGCCACCGCCGGCCCCGCGCGCGCCUGGUGGUGGUCACCAGCAUGUCGUUGCCGGAAGCCGGCAUAAGUGGAAGCCUCGGUGAGCUCAACUUCUCCGCCCUCCCGUUCCUCCGGUUCAUCAACCUCAGCUACAACAGCCUUGCUGGAGGAAUCCCCCCUGCCAUCACGUCCCUAACCGCGCUCUCCUACCUAGACCUCACUAGCAACUCGCUCCAUGGACGGAUACCACCAGAGAUCGGUCGCAUGGGACACCUCCGGCUGCUGUGGCUGGCCCUCAACAACCUCACGGGCUACAUCCCCGCGUCCCUCGGGAACCUGACCAUGCUGACUGACCUCAGCGUCCACCAAAACCAACUGGUCGGGAACAUCCCGGAGGAGCUCGGGAAGCUCACGCGCCUAGAGGCCAUGGAUCUCAGCACCACCGCGUUGAGCGGCGCAAUACCAAGUAGCAUAGGCAACCUGACCAGACUACUCCUCCUGUACCUCUACGAAAACCAGCUGUCGGGGCCCAUACCAUCCUCUCUAGGCAACCUCCUCAACCUUGGUGAUCUUGAGCUCACCGGGAAUCGCUUGAGCGGUGGAAUUCCAGUCUCGUUGGCAAACCUCACCCAACUCCAGCUGCUUUACCUCUCUGUCAAUCAGCUCACAGGUCCAAUCCCCCAACAGAUAGGGUUGAUGGAAAACCUGACCCAGCUAUCUUUAUAUACAAACCAGCUAGGAGGCCCGAUUCCGCCGAGCUUGGGGAACGCAACGAGGCUAAACUACAUUAACCUCUGUGAUAACCAGUUUGUGGGGCCCAUCCCAAGUGAGAUUGGCUAUUUGACGGGUCUCACUGACUUGUACCUAUGCCAAAACCUCAUUUCAGGCUCAAUUCCUGCUAGUCUUGCCAACGUCACGGGCAUGAGAGAGCUACUUCUCUUCUACAACAAGCUCACAGGUCCGCUGCCUCGAGAAUUUUAUCCUAUCCUCACAAAGUUGGAUCUGAUCAAUCUGAGCAACAACUCCCUCUCGGGCGAAUUGCCAUCUGAUGUGUGCGAAGGGGGGAAUAAUCUCUGGGAGUUCAUCGUCGCCUCUAACAUGUUCACUGGCCCAAUCCCGAGAGGCCUACGAAAAUGUAGGAGCCUACAGAGACUUGACCUAUCUUCUAACAAGCUUACAGGAGACAUAUCAGAUUUUGGGCCCUAUCCACACCUCACUGAAAUGGGUAAUCUGCAGUUUCUCGAUAUAUCUAUGAAUAAGUUAAAUGGGUCAAUACCUCAGGAGCUUGGGAGUUGCACUGAGCUGCUGUCAUUGCUUAUCAAUCACAAUAGCUUGAGUGGAGAAUUGCCGGUGUCCUUGGGUAAUCUGGAGAACCUGCAGCUUGUGUUGGAUUUGAGCAAUAACAAUUUCACAGGCAGACUUCCCGUGCAGCUCGGGAGCUUAGUUAAGUUGGAGGUACUGAACCUCUCCCACAACCAAUUCGAUGGAAUCAUUCCACCCUCCUUCGCUGACAUGGCUAGUUUGGAAGGGCCUCUUCCAAUAAGGCCACUAUUUCAUAAUGCCUCCAUAGGAUGGUUCCUCCACAAUAAAGGCCUCUGUGGCAAUCUCUCUGGCCUUCCAACAUGCGCUUCGGCUAUGGAUUUGGAGCAUCACAACAGAAGAAUUCGUAGGUUGGCAAUAGCCAUUUCCAUUCCUUUGUGCAUAGUCACCGUUCUCACAUUUUUUGGAGUUAUUAUGAUUAUUCACAAGAGAAAAAGACCACAUGACACGACUAUAGUAGAUACAAGAGAUGUGCUUUCAGUGUGGAAUUUCGAUGGGAAACUAGCAUUUGAGGAUAUCAUUAGGGCGACAGAAAAUUUCAGUGAGAGUUACAUCAUCGGAUCAGGUGGGUAUGGCAGAGUCUAUAAAGCUCAGCUCCAAGGGGGGAGAUUGGUUGCAGUAAAAAGGCUCCAUAAAACUGAAGAAGACAACAUGAAUGAUGAAAAUCGAUUCAUAAGCGAAAUCGAGGUGUUGACAAAGAUCCGGCACCGAAGCAUCGUUAAGCUAUAUGGGUAUUGCUCUCAUCAACUGUACAAAUUUCUAGUCUAUGAUUACAUUGAUAGAGGGAGUCUUCAUGCAACCUUGGAUAAUGAGGAGCUAGCAAAGGAACUGAACUGGCAGAGGCGAGUUGCCAUUGCUAGAGACGUGGCUCAAGCUAUGUACUAUUUGCACCAUGAAUGCAACCCGCCAAUAAUCCACCGUGACAUUACAAGCAGCAACAUAUUGAUCGAUGCAAAUUUGAAAGCCUGUAUUUCAGAUUUUGGCAUAGCAAGGAUUAUAAAGCCCGAUUCAUCGAAUUGGAGUGAAUUAGCAGGGACAUAUGGUUAUAUAGCCCCAGAGCUUUCAUACACAUCAGUGGUGACAACGAAGUGCGAUGUCUACAGCUUUGGUGUAGUUGUGCUUGAGAUUAUGAUGGGAAGAUACCCUAGUGAACUUCAGACCCUUCCAUCCGUUGAGAUUGCAAUGGAAAUGUUGGACCAGCGAACACAGCUGCCAACAAUGGAGGAGGUAGAAGAAAUUGCUUUGCUUGUCCAAUUGGCAUUUGCUUGCAUGGAAACUUCUCCUCACUCAAGACCUGAAAUGCAGGAAGUCUAUCAGAAACUGACUCGCCACCCCUUCUCAUGAUGUUGCCAUAUA